CCGGGGACCGCAGCCGGCUAAGCCGCGCUGCUGGUGUCAGAGCCCGGCGAGCGUUGCCAGUUCCGCGGCGGGGAUGCUGAGGAGCGAGGGGUCUGCGAGCAGCCCCAGCCACUGCGGACUUCCGAGACACUCCGGGCCGUGAAAACCCGUGCACCGCGGGCAAUCCCAGGCUCCCGAGGCCAUUCACCGCUCUCGAAUUCGGACAAGAGGAGAUUCCAGCGAGGCAGCGGCUGUUCCUGGAUUCUGGGCUUUUUGAGCGUUGUGGAACCCCGAGAGACACCCCUGGGCUCUAGAACCUCGCCAGCGGCCCCCAGUCCCGGCUUCCUGCGUGCGUCUGUCCACAACCCCCUCCGGUGCACGGAUCGUUGGCGAGCCGCGACUGGGUCCUGGCGCACACCAUGAUCGUUGCGGACUCCGAGUGCCGAGCGGAGCUGAAGAGCUACCUGCCGUUCGCCCGGAGCGGCGGCGGCGGCGGUGGCGGCAGCGGCCCCGGGGCCGCAGAGGAGCAGAGGGAGAGCCGGGCUCGGCGAGGCCCCCGGCCCAGCGCCUUCAUCCCAGUGGAGGAGGUCCUUCAGGAGGGAGCUGAGAGCCUGGAGCAGCACCUGGGGCUGGAGGCACUGAUGUCCUCAGGGCGGGUGGACCACCUGGCGCUGGUAAUGGGCCUGCACCCUGACUACCUUAGCAGAUUCUGGCGCCUGCACUACCUGCUGCUGCACACAGAUGGACCCCUGGCCAGCUCCUGGCGCCACUACAUUGCCAUCAUGGCCGCCGCCCGCCACCAGUGUUCCUACCUGGUGGGCUCCCACAUGGCCGAGUUUCUGCAGACUGGCGGUGACCCUGAGUGGCUGCUUGGCCUCCACCGUGCCCCUGAGAAGCUGCGCAAGCUCAAUGAGAUCAACAAGUUGCUGGCACAUCGGCCAUGGCUUAUCACCAAGGAGCACAUCCAGGCCCUGCUGAAGACGGGCGAGCACAGCUGGUCCCUGGCCGAGCUCAUCCAGGCCCUGGUCCUGCUCACUCACUGUCACUCGCUGGCCUCCUUCGUGUUUGGCUGUGGCAUCCUCCCUGAGGGGGACCUGGAGGGCAGCCCUACCCCCCAGGCACCUUCACCCCCUAGUGAGCAGAGCAGCCCCCCCAGCAGGGACUCAUUGAACAACUCUGGGGGCUUUGAGGCAGCCCGAGACGUGGAGGCUUUGAUGGAACGCAUGAGGCAGCUGCAGGAGAGCCUGUUGCGGGAGGAGGGAGCGUCCCAGGAGGAGAUGGAGAGCCGCUUUGAGCUGGAGAAGUCGGAGAGCCUGCUGGUAACCCCCUCAGCUGACAUCCUGGAGCCUUCUCCACAUCCAGACAUGCUGUGCUUUGUAGAAGACCCCACUUUUGGAUAUGAGGACUUCACCCGGCGAGGGACUCAGGCGCCCCCCACCUUCCGUGCCCAGGAUUAUACCUGGGAAGACCAUGGCUACUCACUGAUACAGCGGUUAUACCCUGAGGGUGGACAGCUGCUGGAUGAGAAGUUCCAGGCAGCCUAUAGCCUCACCUAUAACACCAUCGCCAUGCACAGCGGAGUGGACACCUCCAUGCUCCGCAGGGCCAUCUGGAACUACAUCCACUGCAUCUUUGGCAUCAGAUAUGAUGACUAUGACUAUGGAGAGGUAAACCAGCUCCUGGAGCGGAACCUCAAAGUCUAUAUCAAGACGGUGGCCUGCUACCCAGAGAAGACCACCCGGAGAAUGUACAGCCUCUUUUGGAGGCACUUCCGCCACUCAGAAAAGGUCCACGUGAACUUGCUGCUCCUGGAGGCCCGCAUGCAAGCUGCCCUGCUCUACGCCCUCCGUGCCAUCACCCGCUAUAUGACCUGACUCCUGCAUAGGACCUGGACCUGGAGCAGCUGACCCUGGAGGCAUCCUCCUCCCUGCAAGGACUUUUCUGUCUGGAGGCAGACCUGAUCCCUUUCUGUCUCACACCCACCCACCACACUCUGGGGGUGGGCUUUUGUGUGAUGUGCAGCCCCCCGAGCCACACCCACCUUUUUCUUACUGGAAUGGACAGGAUCUCUAGGAUCUCAGCUUUGCCUGGGAGCUAGAAGAAGACUAGCAGAUCCCCAAGAGCCAUGCCCUUCUUCCUGCCCCUGAGGACACCAGAAGGAAAAUGGGCUGAGCUUGGACUUGUGUGCCAGCAGGCUGGGCCCCAGGCACCACAAAUACUGUGGCCUUCCUGGACUGGGAAUGUCCAUGGCUGGCCCCCGAGGGAGAGGGGCACACACCUCCAGGGACUGACACUCCUAGCAGCUUUCCUUUUCUCCUUCCUCAUUCUGAUUUAAUUACCUCUCACCUGCCAUUCACCCAUCAAUGUGAAAGUCAGGGUCACAGCUGGUCUGUGCAUCCAGCUCCCCCAAAACUUGUUCUGUCAGGCAGCCUGAAGGUCCCUUGUUUUCUAAUUGUCUCAAUCCUACUUCACUUCCUUUCACCUCCUUUGCCAUCUUACCCAUUUGUCCUAUUCCUGGUGGUAUGAGGCCCCAGGAGAGAGACCAAGCACAUCAAAAAAGUAGAUUAUCCCUAGAGAACGAGGGUCUCUGUUGGACACUUUGCCUUCUGAAGAGUAGGGAGUAUUAGAUGACAAAUUCUCUGUAUUUUGGUCCUUUAUGGGUGAAGUUCAAACCUCUUCAGGACCUCACCUCUAGAGCUACAGUCAAUGCCUUCGAGGAGGAGGGCCGGGCAGUCUGUUCUCUCCAGAGCUGCACCUGCCCAGCACCCCACUCUGCUGUCUCCCAUGGCUACUGCAGAUAUUUGCCAAAAUGUUGAGCCUUUCUAGGCGGCAUGUGGCCCAGUGGGAAAGGCAGGAGACCCCAGGGUUCUUGUUUGGGCCGUGCCACUGGCCAGGUGACCAUGGUUCCUUUGCCAAAAUCCUUGACCUCUAUUUCCGCAUUUGCAGACUGAGGGGUGGGGCUAAGUUUCCAGGAGGUCUGAGUCUUCACCCUGGGUUUCUCAGGCCAACCUGCCAGCAGUGAACUGCAAAUCUUGCGGGAUCUUGAAGACCUCUGGGGAUUCCCCCUGCUCCCCACUCUUGCAGUCAGUCUCUCCUGGCUACCUUCCAAGGACCAUCCAGUUUCUGUCCCCUCUUCUCAAUUUUAGGUGGAUUGUUUAGAGGCAGAAGCAGCCAAGGACUGAUACCAGGCACUUUCUAUAGCAAACAAGCUGUGAAUUAUGACUUUCCUUCCCCUUCUUCCGGCAGUAUGUGCCUCCUCUCUGACCAGUUUGGAGGUGACAAGAAAGGCAAGAGCCAAGAUGCUGCUUCCUUCUGACCCUCUGGGGUGGGGCAGGAGAGGAGCCUGGUCAGUGUGCCACAUUUCAUACCCAUGCAGGCAUGGGAAAGCCACUGGCACCCCCUCAGGCCUCACCCCCUCAGGCCUCAGAGCCCUCCCUGCAACGAAACUGAGCAGGAGGAAAGAGGCUCCAACCUUGGGGUUCGGAUUCUGGAGGGGACGUAAUGACUCUGUAAAUGUCCCAUGGGUGGGAAGGGGUAUUCAGUGUUUAAGUGCAGAAGUCUUUGGCUUUGCUACUGGUUCCGUAUGAUGAGAAAUAAAAGUUCACCGAGGUUUUGUUUUGUA
Messenger RNA from Hipposideros armiger (great roundleaf bat), 3601 nucleotides. It is a transcript of the gene SESN2, whose product is annotated as sestrin 2. The transcript is spliced from 10 exons. Gene Ontology annotation, biological process: regulation of response to reactive oxygen species; cellular response to L-leucine; cellular response to leucine starvation. The record is from RefSeq and is a predicted model, not a curated record. Bases 399 to 1853 code for a protein of 484 amino acids. Gene Ontology annotation, cellular component: nucleus. NCBI's taxonomy places the organism in Eukaryota, Metazoa, Chordata, Mammalia, Chiroptera, Hipposideridae. Gene Ontology annotation, molecular function: L-leucine binding; oxidoreductase activity, acting on peroxide as acceptor.